AUGGAGCUGACUUUCCUAGAGGAAUUAGCUGAUGGAGCUUCUUCGCUCAACGUGUCGGGUCUCACAAGUAGCCAGAGCCAGAGUCCUGCGUCUCAGAUUUCAAGGCGGGAUGCAGCAGUCCGAGAUAGAUCUGCAUCUCCGAGAGGUGAGCGACCAAGUGCCUCCUCGCUCCAGAAUCUGGUGGAACAAGGGGCCGAAUUGUUUAUCGCCCCCGAUGUAGGUCCAGCUGCAGAGGACGAUGAGGAGUCUCGUCGUUUUGCGUGUGAUUCACACCCUGUCGCCACUCUCAUGGAACAGAACGAGUCAAGGUUGAAAGAGGGCCGAUCUCAGAAAGGAGAUGUAGGUGCAUGGUUGGACGCCGAGGAGGACUCCAUUGAUCAGGAUGAAACCCCUGGCUCCUCUUCACAAACAGCACUAGUGACCCAUAUUCAUCCCGACUGGCUGCCCCCAAAAGACUGCCAGGAGGCUUUGGUAGACAUAUAUUUUCGUCGCAUACACCCAUUAUUGCCUCUUUUUGAUGAAGAAAAAGUUCGAGCUCAGCACAGAGCGGGUAGUCUUCCUCCACGGCUUGUGCAAGUGAUAUGUCUUGUUGCAGCGAAGGACCGUGGUGCUGUGCCUUUCCUAUGUCUUGGCCCCAAUUCAAACCCCAUUCCACUGGAGAAAUUCAGCAACAUCCUCUACGCUGAUGCCAUGCAAAACAUCUCGAGAAGGGCAGAGAAAAAAGUACUUGCAAUACAGAUCUUGGCACUUCUGUCACUGCACGAAUGGGGCUCUACUGGAUCCGAAGAUUGUUCUUUGAAUCUAGCUCAAGCUAUUCACCAUGCCCAGACCAUGGGGUUGCAUUUGCUGAGACCAGACCAAAACUCUAGUACAUCGUCCAAGGGUCUUUUCUGGUGCCUGUGGAGUCUAGACCGAUGGAACGCUGCUAUGAAUGGGAGGCCUCUAAUGAUACACGACGGAGACAUGAGCCAGGGGGUGGACGAGGUUAUUUCAACGUUCCAAUCUUCGUUUAUUGUCUGGCUUCGAAUUGCGGAUAAGCUCGGAGAAGUGAUUCGCUUCUACCGACCGAUCAUGAAAGGCGUUGAUCAGAGUGAGCUCGAUCUUCCCUCGUUUGAAGAUAUUGUGGAGCGCUGUGAGGCAUGGGACAUGUCUCCAGACCUGCUUGGUACGAAAUUUUCCGUCAUAUAG
Messenger RNA from Penicillium expansum, 1188 nucleotides. RefSeq names its product fungal specific transcription factor domain-containing protein. Bases 1 to 1188 code for a protein of 395 amino acids. The record is from RefSeq and is a predicted model, not a curated record. Lineage: Eukaryota; Fungi; Ascomycota; Eurotiomycetes; Eurotiales; Aspergillaceae. The transcript is spliced from 2 exons. Gene Ontology annotation, biological process: DNA-templated transcription. Gene Ontology annotation, molecular function: DNA binding; zinc ion binding.